UGUGUAUCAAUAUGGUCUACAAAACCAUGGAUGUACGUCCCAUGCCAUCCACUCCACAGAUGCAUGAUUAAUACCUCAACAGCACGACUUCUCGUACCCGCAGUUCGCGUGGGACGAACAAGAGAACUGCCAGCGUCAGUCAACCAUCUGAACUUUCAAUUCUGGCCCCAUAAUCUUCUGAUCCCUUCCCUAGCCUGCAUCAAGCUCUCCUUCUUCUUCCGUAAAUCUCCCACCGUUACCGACGCCUUCUUUCAAAAACAUUACAACCAUAUUCACUCCGAUCUCACCGUCGCCUGCAAGAAGUUUCACGCCGUCAAGAUAGCCCGCUACGUCCAGCUCUACCAAUCACCCGGCCUGAAAAGCAAAUUACAGGAACUGGGCAUGGACGUACUAGAAUACGACGCGUGCAGUCAGAUCUGGGUGAGGAAGUGGGAAGAUUGGGAGGCGUUUGCGGGGAGCGACGAGUACCGAGCUGCGCUCAUGCCGGAUGCCGAGAAGUUCAUGAAUUUGGAGAAGGGGAUUCAGGUCAUGGCUGGGUGAGACUCACUUCCUCUCGAUUUGGUUGGUUAAUGUGAGUGGGUUACUGAUAAUGACGACGGAGCUAGAUACGAUAUGAUCUGCUUUGGAAAAGCGAUUCCUGAUUGCGAUGCUACGGAUGGGAUUACGCGUGAAGGGGCUGCGUAGAUCUGGAAGCCUCACUGGCGUAGCUUUGGAGCAGGGAAUGCUGGGUCUUGGUAGUGGGAGGUGCAGAAUAGUGCUAAGCAUAUGAACUUUCCAGGCCCUUUCUCUGCGACUAGAAGAUUACUUUCCAGUAACUUAUUGUAUUAGAGCUCCA
Alternaria alternata is the source of this 835-nucleotide messenger RNA. RefSeq lists its product as hypothetical. The record is from RefSeq and is a predicted model, not a curated record. Gene Ontology annotation, molecular function: oxidoreductase activity. The coding region runs from base 64 to 540 and encodes 158 amino acids. The transcript has a single exon. NCBI's taxonomy places the organism in Eukaryota, Fungi, Ascomycota, Dothideomycetes, Pleosporales, Pleosporaceae.